CGCGACCGAAAUAUUGUUUAAUCAGUUUAAUUAACUUUGUCAAAGAAGACGCAUCUGAGAAAACAAAAAUAAAAAUGUCUUCUAAAACUAAUGAAAUAGAAAUAGGUAGCAAAGUGGAAAAGGCGAAGGAAACUGUUGAUUAUGAUGACCUCAUAUCAUCGGCUGGUGAAUUUGGGCGCUAUCAGUUGCUACUGUUUAUUGCCACACUUCCAUUCUACGCGUUUGGAGUCUUCGUGUACUUUUCUCAGAUGUUCAUAACAGAAGUGUCGCCCAACCACUGGUGCAAGAUUCCUGAGUUAGAAAACCUAACUGAUAUACAAAGAAGAGAUCUCGGUAUACCCAAAGAUGAGACUGCAAGAUUUGGAUACUCACAAUGCAAGAUGUACGUGGCUAAUUGGACCGAGGUGUUAGCGACGAGUCAGACUCCAGAUCCAACGUGGAGUACAGUACCGUGUCAAUAUGGAUGGGAAUUCAACAAGACUGAAAUACCAUACCCUACAAUUUCGAGUGAUUUAGAAUGGGUGUGUGAAAAGAACAGUUAUCAGGCUUCAGCUCAAUCAAUUUUCUUCUUUGGAUCAAUUAUUGGUGGAUUUAUAAUUGGAUGGGUAUCUGAUCGAUUUGGACGAGUGCCAGCCGCUGUGAUUAGUAGCCUGUUGGGUUGUAUCGGAGGAUUUGCCAGUACAUUUGCUCAAAACUUUAUUCAGUUUGCCGCUGCAAGGUUCGUCAUGGGUGCAGCUUAUGAUAACUGCAUGAUCAUGGCAUACCUGCUCGUCUUGGAAUACAUCGCUCCUAAGUACAGGACUAUGAUUGCAAAUCUGUCCUUUGCUAUAUUUUACUGUUUCUUUGUCACUGCCCUACCUUGGAUAGCACUAGCCUGCGGCCAUUGGAAGACUAUCUCUCUAGUCACUAGUUUGCCUUUAGCAUUAGCUGUAUUUUCGCCACUAAUCUUACCAGAAAGCCCCAGAUGGCUGUUAUCGAAAGGUCGUAUUGAUGAAGCCGUCAAAAAAGUACUUGUAAUAGGUCGGAUAAAUAGAAAAGAAAUACCGCCAAAACUUAUAGAACAAUUCAAACUUUCAGCAAAUAAUGCGAAAGAGGAACAAUCAGAAAGUUGUUUGGAGAUUCUGAAGAGGCCAGUCAUAAGAAAAAUGUUCCUACUAAUAUGUUUUGAGUACAUGUGCUGUACUAUUGUAUUUGACGGAUUAGUUAGGAGUAUAGGUCAAUUAGACUUUGACUUCUUCAUGUCAUUUUCUUUGGUCUCAUUUACCGAGUUCCCAUCGAUGAUCAUAGUUGCCUUUAUAAUGGACAUUUUAGGCAGGAGAUGGUUGACAAUCGGAGUCAUGUUUGUCAGCUUUAUAUUCUGUUUGCUCACUGUAUUUGCUAGUGGUAUAGAAUCAGUGGUGUUCGCAGUAGUUGCACGGUUCGCUGUGAAUAUGUCUUAUAGUGCCUGCAUGCAAUGGGCUGCUGAGAUUUUACCUACAUCUGUAAGAGGUUCAGGUGUAUCAAUAGUUCAUAUCUGUGGAUAUGUAGCAACAUGUCUUUCACCGUACAUUGUAUAUUUGAAAGUAUACAUCUACUGGCUACCAUUAGUAGUCGUAGGCUGUAUUGCUGGUAUUGGUGGCCUAAUAGCUUUGGGCUUACCAGAGACGGCAAGGAAGGAUAUGCCACAUACAUUUGAUGAUGCAGAAGACUUGGCCAAAAACCAACGGUUAUUUACGUUACCAUUUUUGGAAAUGAAAAAACAGAAGAAGGGAGAAGUGAACGAAAGUUUUGAAUCCGAAUUGUGAAUAAUGCGUUGACAGAAAAUAUUUUUUUAUGUACCUCAGCCGACAUUUAUCUAAUAAAUGUACCAUAUUAAUAUGUAUUGUUUCUUCAUACAGCACUGAUAUUGUAAAGUCAAAAACCUCUACGAUACUAUAGUAUUUCUCGUAACAUUGUUACCAAGGUGCUUCUUAUCUGAAAGUAAAUAUUUUAUACUCCUAAUCUGUCAUCAAAUAUUUAAAAAACAUUGUCUUUUGUCAUUAUCUUAUGCAUUAUGCAAUGUCAAUAUUUUAUGUAUUUAAAUUGCACGUGUGCACUUAAAUGCAUGAACCGAUGUACUAAAAAAAAUUAAAACAAUAAAUACGAACUAUGGAUAAAAAAUAAAAGAAUCACAACGAAACCAAACUUAA
Messenger RNA from Helicoverpa zea (corn earworm), 2168 nucleotides. RefSeq names its product carcinine transporter-like. The record is from RefSeq and is a predicted model, not a curated record. The transcript has a single exon. Lineage: Eukaryota; Metazoa; Arthropoda; Insecta; Lepidoptera; Noctuidae. Gene Ontology annotation, cellular component: membrane. Gene Ontology annotation, biological process: transmembrane transport. Gene Ontology annotation, molecular function: transmembrane transporter activity. Bases 75 to 1784 code for a protein of 569 amino acids.